AUGUCCGACUCAGAAGGCCAUGGCAGGCUAGCUGAACAAAUCUUCUCAUGGUCCAUGGAGGAUGUCCUCGACCCUGAUUUCUUCAAGCACAAGGUGAAGAGGAUACCGAUGACCUUCGAUACUGUUGAGAACUAUUUGCGGUCGUUCACUUAUCCAUUGCUGGAAGAACUACGGUCAGAAAUGUGCUCUAACCUGAAAGACAUAUCCCGUGCUCCUUUUGCCAAAAUAGAGCAACAUAACUGUAUGAAUCACAAAGAGCGUGUAUAUCUCAUGGAUGUUGAACGUCCGGCUGAUCGACGCAAAGCUCAUGAUAGGGAAUUCAAUGCACGCAAAUAUGGUGACAAAAUGCCUGUCCGGAAUUUCUCAAAUAGAGGAAGAGGUAGCGUUGCUAGACCAUGCAAAGAUGCUAUUGGAUCUCGGAGUUCCUCUGAUGGAGGCAGAAGUGCUGGAUCCUAUAGGCCACGCGUGGGUGACAUUCUUACAUUGUCACAAAGUAGGCCAUCAGAUGGUUUUGGUCCGAUGAUGGGUCAGGAGUCAUACUGCCUACUUGAGGUAAUUGAGGAUGAAUCUCUAGGACAUCCACAAGGAAGUUUUGCAGUGAGAGCAUCAAAAGAUAUUGAUGUUUCAAGAGGUGGCUAUUCGUGUAAAGAAAUAAGUGGCUUUUUUGUGGUUUAUCUAUUCAACAUGACAACAUACGUGAGAAUCUGGAAGGCAAUGAGUUUUGAACUUGCACAGAAGAGAAGUUUAAGUCUUAUUUAUAAGGUGGUAGAUUUUAAACUAGAGGAUGACAUGGGUGACAUUUCGUUUGCAACCGAUUCUGACUUUUGUAGCAUUCAGAACGUUGAGAUUGGAAUGAACAUGACAAAGUUAUCACUCAAUGAAUCUCAGACCAAUGCGAUACUGAGUUGCAUAUCGGCGAUCAAGAGUCAUAAUGAUACAUCCAUUAGACUAGUUUGGGGACCUCCAGGUACUGGAAAGACGAAAACAAUCAGUGGUUUAGUGUGGCUCUUAGAUCAACUGAGAUGCAGAACACUAAUUUGUGCUCCAACCAAUAAUGCUGUAAAAGAAGUUGCAUCGAGCUUGUUGAAGCUACUGAAAGAAUCCUCUGGGAUAAGUCCAUGUCGGUUGGGAGAUGUUGUUUUGUUUGGCAAUGAAGAAAGGCUGAAAAUUGGUGUUGAUCUGAGAGAUGUGUUUCUUGAGCACCGAGCAGAUAGCCUAAAACGGUGCUUUGGAAUUGGAUCACAUACUGGCUGGAAGAAUUGUCUUAGUUCAUUACUAGAGUUAUUUGAACACGGUGCAGAUUUGUACAGAACAUUUUUACAUAAAGAGAAGAUUAAGGAUGAUGAGAAGUACUACUAUGUUGAGAAUCCAUCCAGUCAGAGUGAGGAGACUUUUCUAUUGUUUGUUAGGAAAAAAUUUGCAGCUCUUUUAAAGGAAUUCAGGGAGUGUUUCAAUACUCUGUAUGUUCAUAUGCCGGCAGCUGCUUUGUCGGAAGUUUGCUAUAAACACAUUAAGAACCUUCUUCAUUCCCUUGAAUGCUUUAACACUUUUCUCUUCAAGAAAGAUGCAGGGAAUGAUCUGGAGAAAGUAUUUGGAUUCAGUUUUGAAGAACAAGAGGAGUCUCUGCCUGAAUUCAUUGAUUUUGUUGGUAGCAACAUCAAUACCUUUACCAAGCUAUUGAAGUUGAAAAUAGUUUGUUGCCACAAUGUAAAAUUGCUUGAGCAGUCAUUACAUCUACCUUCAUUUUCUGACAAGCAAAGCAUCAUGGAUUUCUGCUUGCAAAUGGCUAACCUUGUUUUCUGUACGGUGUCAUCUUCUGCCUUGUUAUACAGAUUGCAAUUAGCAAAGCCGUUCGAGGUUGUGGUUAUUGAUGAAGCUGCACAGUUAAAAGAAUGUGAAUCUCUAAUACCCUUACAGGUCUCAUCCAUAAACCAUGCAGUCCUUGUUGGCGAUGAAUGUCAAUUGCCUGCUCUUGUCAAAAGCAAGGUCUCAGAAAAUGCAAUGUUUGGUAGGAGUCUAUUUGAAAGGUUGAGUAAAUUAGGAUUCAAGAAACACCUUCUGAAUGUGCAGUAUCGCAUGCAUCCAUCUAUCAGCUUGUUUCCUCUUGAAAGAUUCUACAACUCCAAAGUAUUCAAUGGACCAAAUGUCAUCAAGGAGGACUACACAAGAAGAUUUCUUCCUGGAGAGAUGUUUCGAUCCUACUCCUUCAUAAAUAUUGUAGAUGGAACCGAGAGUUUUGACAGCCAUAGACACAGUACAAAAAACGACAUGGAAGUUGUUGUUAUCUUGCAAAUUCUUAGAAGCCUUCGUACAGCAACCAUGAAAAGUAAGAACAGAAUUAGUGUCGGUGUUAUCUGUCCUUACUCUGCACAAGUUGUUUCUGUUGAGGAUAAGGUAAGGAAAAUGCUUCCGUUGAGCUCAAAUAUGCCUGUUAAAGUUAGCACAGUCGAUGGGUUUCAAGGUAGUGAGGAAGAUGUUAUCAUACUUAGUACAGUGAGAUCGAAUGCAGAUGGUUCAAUUGGAUAUUGCCUUUGGAUAUUGGGUAAUGAGCCUACAUUAAGUAGUAGUCAAUCAAUAUGGGCAAAUAUAGUACAAGAUGCAAAGGUUCGUUGCUGCUUUUUUAAUGCUAUUGAGGAUGAGAGAAUUGCUAAAGCAAUCGAUAGAUCGUGUUGUUCCCAAAGUGAUACAGAUUCCCUUAACUUCAAUCGCCUAAACAUCAGUGAAAGUCCAAAGAAGGGUAAACAUACGAUUUCGAACUCUACUCAUUAUGGAAAUGCAUUGAAAUAUUCUGAAGCUUCUAAAGGCAAAAUGCCUCUCUCAAGCGAAAAUAAAAAGUCAAUCCAGAGAUUUGCAGAAAUUAUCUAUGAGCCUACUGAUCAGGAAUCUGAAGAUGAUAGUGCUAAAAUUGAUACUGGAGAAUCAAAAACGAUUGAAUAUACAGAGUCGAUCCAAAGAUCUGUAGAAGCUGUGCAAAUCUACCAGCCUACAGAUCAGGAAUCUGGAGAUGACAUUGUUAAAAUUGUUAUUGAAGAACUGAAAAUGAUCGAAUGCAAAAGGUCGAUCCAGGAAUCUGGAGAUGGCAUUGUUAAAAUUGAUUCUAAAUCUGCAGAAGCUGUGCAAAUCUAUCAGCCUACAAAUCAAGAAUCUGGAGAUGACAUUGUUAAAAUUGGUACUGAAGAACUGAAAAAUAUUUUACAUGAAUUGAAUGAUGCUGAUAGGAACCCUGCUGAUUCGAAGAUUUCCCAACUGCUCGACUUCUUGUGGCAACACAUCAGUCAUAAGGGUUGA
Messenger RNA from Zingiber officinale, 3288 nucleotides. RefSeq lists its product as uncharacterized. Gene Ontology annotation, molecular function: helicase activity. The coding region runs from base 1 to 3288 and encodes 1095 amino acids. The record is from RefSeq and is a predicted model, not a curated record. The transcript has 14 exons. Lineage: Eukaryota; Viridiplantae; Streptophyta; Magnoliopsida; Zingiberales; Zingiberaceae.